UUAAAAAUGCAUAGUAAGAAGCAGGCUCCAGUAAAAUACUAUGUUGGAAUUGAUGUUGGAUCAGCAAGUGUUCGUGCGGCUUUGGUAGACGAGUUUGGGACAGUAGUGGCACAUGCAGAUCAGCCAAUCCAAAUUUGGGAGCCCCAACCAGACCACUAUGAGCAAUCCUCUGCUGACAUAUGGGCUGCUUGUUGCGUGGUCACAAAGAAAGUUGUCUGUGGAGUAGAUGCUAGCUGGAUUCGAGGGGUUGGUUUUGAUGCUACAUGUUCCCUUGUUGUUGUGGAUAAACAGUUCCAACCUUUGGCAGUCAACUGUGAAGGACAAAACUAUAGGAAUGUUAUUAUGUGGAUGGACCAUCGUGCAGUCAGUCAAGUUGAGCGCAUCAAUGCAACGCAACACAGGGUUUUGAGCUAUGUAGGGGGAGUGAUGUCUGUGGAAAUGCAGCCACCUAAAUUGCUGUGGAUAAAGGAGAACUUGCAAAAAUCAUGCUGGGAGAAGGCAGGCUACUUCUUUGAUCUUCCGGAUUUCUUAUCUUGGAAAGCCACAGGUGUCACUGCAAGGUCCCUCUGUACAGUAGUGUGCAAGUGGACGUACACGUCAGAUGGAGGUUGGGAUGACGGUUUCUGGAAAAUGAUUGGUUUGGAAGAUUUGGUGAAGGAUAAGUACGAAAAAAUAG
Fulmarus glacialis (Northern fulmar) is the source of this 676-nucleotide messenger RNA. Its product is annotated as FGGY carbohydrate kinase domain-containing protein-like. Lineage: Eukaryota; Metazoa; Chordata; Aves; Procellariiformes; Procellariidae. The annotation marks the transcript as partial. The transcript is spliced from 5 exons. The record is from RefSeq and is a predicted model, not a curated record. Gene Ontology annotation, molecular function: kinase activity. Gene Ontology annotation, biological process: carbohydrate metabolic process.